Messenger RNA from Eublepharis macularius, 3349 nucleotides. It is a transcript of the gene LONRF3, whose product is annotated as LON peptidase N-terminal domain and ring finger 3. Bases 5 to 2188 code for a protein of 727 amino acids. The transcript is spliced from 12 exons. NCBI's taxonomy places the organism in Eukaryota, Metazoa, Chordata, Lepidosauria, Squamata, Eublepharidae. Gene Ontology annotation, molecular function: protein binding. The record is from RefSeq and is a predicted model, not a curated record.
AGCCAUGAGCUCGCCGCGCCAGGAGGCAGAGGAGCCGCGCCGCGCCGCCGAGGCGCAGAGCUUGGGGAUGCGUCCGCCCGAGUGGCAGGGGCUGCUCCAGCGGGCCGACGCGCUGGCCCAGGGCGGGCGGCUGCCCGAGGCGCUGCGGCUCUACCAGCUGGCCUCCCGCCACACGCAGCUGCGGGCCGAGCAGCUGGGCGAGCUGGUGACCUGUCUGGCGCGGAGCGUGCGCGGCAGCGAAGGCCGCGCCCGGCCGCCGACCUCUGGCCGCGAGUGGGAGCGGGAGUGGGAGGGCUUGGGGUGCCGCAAGUGCCAGGGCUUCCUCUGCGAGCCCGUCUCGCUGCUCUGCGGCCACACCUUUUGCAAGCGCUGCCUGGAGCGGGACCGCGAGAAGGCGGCGGCGUGCGGCUUCUGCCCGGCGGGCGAGAGCGGGGCGCGCCGGCUGCGGGUCAACGUCGUCCUGAGCAACUUGCUGGCCAAAUGGUUCCCUCGCCAGGUGAAGGCGUCGCAGCUCCGCCACGAAGGGAACCGCUUGUACAAGGAGCGCAAGCUGCAGGCGGCCCUUCAGAAGUACAACGAAGCGGUCUGCUUAGCCCCCAAUGAUCAUUUGUUAUAUAGCAACCGGUCCCAGAUUAAUUCUACUUUGAAAUGUUGCGAAGAAGCCUUGCAUGAUGCAGAAAUGGCCUGCAGACUCCAGCCAUACUGGUUGAAGGGUCAUUUACGGAAGGGGCAAGCUCUUGCUAACCUUGGGAAGACUGAAGAAGCUUUACACGAAUUCUUGUUUUGCCUUGCUGUGGAUGUAGGGAACAGAACGGCCAGAUUGGAGGCUCAGCGGCUUCUCCUUAGUUUAUUUCCGUAUAUGCCGGGGGACGCUCAGGAACAUUUGCCCGAUAUCCUGCAGUUGUUGUCCUGUCACUCUAGAUUAAAAGGGAACCUUUUAAAUUCAGUGGGAUCUGGAAGCAGCAGCCAGAGCCUGCAAAGGUUGCUCAAGGUCAAUCUAGAACCCAACAAGUGUCUUGCUGAGGAUCAAGAAGGGGUGGACUGUGGCAGUUCGGGAAAACCCACCCCAGGGACAGAGGGCGAAAAGGGCCCUGUGAAUGACAAGGAAAAGCAUGCCUCAGUACCAGAACCUGCUGUUCUUAUUUCUGAGAAAUGCCGACUAUUAAAGAGAAAGCACUGCACUGAAGAGCCCCCAGAUGCCAAUGUGCCUAGCAAAAUUGUGAAAAGGGACCCAAGUGAUGAAAAAGAGUCCAGUGCUGGGAACUGUGUCCUCUUUGAAUUUGUAGACCCUUCUGACCUGGAGUGCUCCUUGUGCAUGAGGCUCUUCUACGAACCCGUCACCACCCCCUGUGGACACACUUUCUGCCUGAAAUGCCUUGAAAGAUGCCUAGAUCACAAUCCUAAAUGCCCCCUGUGCAAAGAAGGGCUCUCGGAGUGCUUGGCAAUGAGGAGGCACUGUAAAACUGUGCUGAUGGAAGAAUUAAUUGCAAAAUACCUCCCUGAUGAACUCACUGAACGGAGAAAGCUUCACGAAGAGGAAAUUGCUGAACUUUCCAACUUGAAUAAGAAUGUUCCCAUAUUUGUAUGCACGAUGGCCUACCCUACUGUCCCGUGCCCGCUGCACAUCUUUGAGCCAUGCUAUCGACUGAUGAUCCGGAGAUGCAUGGAGACAGGCACCAAACAGUUUGGAAUGUGUAUCGGAGACCCUGUCAAAGGAUUUGCAGAUUAUGGCUGUAUGUUGGAGAUAAGAAAUGUGGAGUUCUUUGCUGAUGGCCGCUCUGUUGUUGACAGUAUCGGGAAGAGGAGGUUCAAAGUGAUACAGCACAGCCAGCGUGAUGGAUACAAUACAGCUGAUAUUGAAUACAUUGAAGAUCAGGCAGUGCAAGGAGAAGAGUAUACAGAGCUGAUUGUCUUGCAUGAUUCUGUAUACGAUCAAGCCUACAUGUGGUUUAAUUCUCUCAAGCCGGCACUCAAGAGUCGUAUCCUCAGUCAUUUUGGCGCAAUGCCUGCUAAGGAUUCGGAGCCUCAGGCCAACCCCAAUGGCCCUGCCUGGUGCUGGUGGGUGCUUGCUGUCUUACCCCUUGAGAGCCGAGCUCAGCUCCCCUUUCUUGCCAUGACAUCCCUGAAAGAACGCUUGGAUGGAAUCCAGAGAAUCCUGACUUUCAUGUCCCGUGCGAAAUCCCGCUGAGGCCACAAAGAGUCCUGUGAAUCAUCUUGCAAUACUUGCCUGGUGCACUUGAGUAUCUGUCUGUUAACUGUGGCUGUUUUCACAUUCUGAGGCUUAAAUAUGCUCUUGAGACUAUCUCGGGGCCAGUCCAAGUUUCAGAGGACCCUUCAGCAAGAUACUGUCCAGUGGACCUCUUCUCAGGCAAGGCUGUGAUGUUGAGUGGACAGGCAAGUGCAUGGCAGCAACUUCUUCCUAUCACUGCUGCUGCGCACCCACAUGGAUGAACGAGCAGCUGCUGUCACUAGACAUGGUGGCAACUAUUCACUCACCUUCUGUUGGUUUGCAGCUGCUGGUAGCAGCCAUCACUGCUUGCUUUGGCAGCUCAGUGAGUGGACAGUGCCGUGUAGCAUCUACCUAAUAGCUGGCGGAGAAGGAUGGAAGGACGAGGAGGAGCCACGGCCUCCAUUUAUGGUGAUGAUGCGGCUUAGGGAGAAGGGUUUUUUCCAGGUGAUCAAUACAGUUGCUGCCAUCACCUCUAAUACUAGCUAGAGUUGUCGGGGGUGAUUGCGUUCUGGCUACUGGAGUCCCACUUCAGAGUGAAGCAAGAGCGACUUUUAAGCCCCGUGUGUGAAAGAGCCUUGCAUCUAAGCUGCAAUAAUGUUUGGGAGAAGGAAACCAUUCCAUUCCAAGUUUGUCAACACAGCAAAAAACCACACUGAGCCUUCAGCAGGUUACCAUGUGCAAUGUGUAAUAUUUGUGACGUUGGUCUUAAUUGCUGCACUAUUGAACUAAUUGCUUAAAUGUUUCGGGGGAGGGCAAGAAAGUGGAAAAAAGAAGUGAGCAUGUUUGCCAUAAACCUCUUGCAAGGUUUUCUAAAUUUUUAUUUUGCUUUGGAAAUAGUUGCAUUUGAAAUCAGUUCAAUAUGAAGCAGAAAGACUAAUGAUAUUGAUGCAUAAUUUCAAUAAAUUGCAAAUGUCUUAUUCCAAAAGGGUUCUGAUUUUACAUAUGUUUAUAUAACAGUGUUCUUAAGUUUUGUUGGAUAACUUUGUUUUUUGCACUAAGAUUUUUUUGUGUGUGUGUUAAUUGUAAAUUGUAAUUAUGUGUACAUAUUCUCCGUACUAAUUUGUGGUGUUUUUAUACUGAAUUGGGGGAGGGAAGUAAAAUAGUGCAACAGACUGGUCA